Siniperca chuatsi (mandarin fish) is the source of this 618-nucleotide messenger RNA. RefSeq lists its product as uncharacterized. The coding region runs from base 1 to 618 and encodes 205 amino acids. NCBI's taxonomy places the organism in Eukaryota, Metazoa, Chordata, Actinopteri, Centrarchiformes, Sinipercidae. The record is from RefSeq and is a predicted model, not a curated record. The transcript is spliced from 2 exons.
AUGGCAAAGAAAUACACAGUUAGCGAAGUUUUAGCAGCGAUUUUGGAGAGCAGCAACAAGGAUGAGGGAGGAGUUUCAGAGCCUGAAGGGUUUGAUUUCGACGAUGAAGGGGAAUACCAAAAUAAUAGGGAUCCAUUUAAAGAUGGAGCGGAUUCACCGCUGCCAGGGCCCAGUGAACCACAGGCAGCAUCACCUCUGCCUGCCACCAGGUCACCACCAGCUCCUCCACCACAGCCCGGCCAGCCAAGAAGUCCCAUGCCCCCCGAGCACAAGCACCUCCCCCACAGCCACCAGUAUCCCAUGUACCAGCGCCCCUACCUACACAGCAGCCAGCUCAGCUGUCUUGGAAGACAGACAAAGACAUGGACACCACUCCAACUGUCUCCAGGUUUCAACCAGCUCGGACACCAGGAGCACAGUUCAGCUCCACCUCCACAUAUAAACCCCUCGACCUGUUCAAACUUUUCUUUAGUGGAAUCUUCCAAUUACACCGGGAAAAGUGACAUCCGCUCUGGACAUGGCCUGUCCUACGAUGUUGUGAUGUCCCUGGUGCAACCAGGUUACCUUAGCACAGGCUACCAAAUUUACAUUACAUUACUGUUUUGCAGCAUGGCAUGA